AUGAUAUCUAAGAUAGGCAGUCCGGACUGUCGAUCUCAUGCACUUCCUGCACACCAGCAUGAACUCAGCCAGUUCGUCUCGCGGGAAGAUAGCAAUAUCGGACCCUACAGCUUCUUUUACUGGGAUCUAGUUUCCUCCUUCCUCGAGUUCAUCGUCGCAUUCGAAAACGAUGGCUCGGGGGCGGCUGCAGAGGACAGUCAUGAUGAAGCCGCGGAAGGCUCGAUAGAGGCCAGAUCUACAAGGCAACGACAGCCGCAUCCCCAGCACAAACCAAAACAAAAACCCCACGCUGCCAGUAAGCACCCCUUCGCCACCUGGCGCCGAAACAUGCAUGCGCUCUUCGACCACCUCCCCACCAUCGAAGCCCAUGUCCGCAGACGCGGGAGACGACGCGCCGAGAUGCGCGCUAAUGGAUACCAUCUGUCCGCAACCACCGGUCUGGGGGGCCAGUUCGAUGUUGUGGUCCCUUGUGAGAAUGUGGUGGGGUAUGACCAGAUCGGCUCGGAGGAGAUCCGCGAUGCGUGUCUGGGGAUGAUUUUUCGGGCCAUGUGUUGGCAUCGGUGUCAUUACAUGAGUCCGGAGGACGAGCCGUUUCGGUCUGAUUUUUAUGGCAACGUUCAACAGGUGGGCAUUGAAUAA
Aspergillus uvarum CBS 121591 is the source of this 639-nucleotide messenger RNA. RefSeq lists its product as uncharacterized. Bases 1 to 639 code for a protein of 212 amino acids. Lineage: Eukaryota; Fungi; Ascomycota; Eurotiomycetes; Eurotiales; Aspergillaceae. The record is from RefSeq and is a predicted model, not a curated record. The transcript is spliced from 2 exons.